GUAUUACAUCAAUAUUCAUAGUAUAUGUACCCCUAACAAAAUAUCGAUCUAACAUUCGAAGUACGUGACACAAGCUCAAGAUUAAGGGGUGGUUUUAUAUCAGAUCACCAACACCUAAACAAGACGAGGAAAAUGGCUUUCCCGUCAUUGGAAGAAGUAUCCAAGAGCCCAGCAUUCCCAACAGCAAUCUGGAAGCUCCAACCACAUCAAAGCGGUUUCCUCCCCGUUGCCGCGGACCGAGGCGGCCCCCUAAAUAUCAGUUGGGAAGUCCAUGGCGAGGGACUCAUCAAGCUUAUCCUUAUCGGCGGUAUUGGUCUAGUCAAAGCCGACUGGCAACCGCAGACCCUGUACUUCGGCCACGAGCGUGGGGACCAGUAUUCCGUGCUCGUGUUUGAUAACCGCGGCGCCGGGGAGUCGGAUAAGCCCGUUAUGCGGUAUAGCACGUCGGAGAUGGCACGUGAUUUGCUUGAGGUCGUGGAUCAUGUUGGGUGGACAGCGGAGCGGCAGUUGCAUAUUUCUGGUGGUAGUAUGGGCGGCAUGAUCGCACAGGAGUUCGCAAUUUUGGUGCCAGAACGUAUCGCGAGUCUAAAUCUCCACUGCACAGCGGCAAAGCUAGAAAGUAACGGCACAUUCACGGAGAUGACGAGCCGCCUCGGCGCCCUAAUGCCCAAGAGUCUCGAAAGCGAAAUCCGACAUACAGCAGACGGCUGCUUUCCGCACGAGUGGCUAGUAGCACCGGAUUCCGCCGAACCCCCAAACGAGAGCACCCCGAGAUGUGAGGUGCCGCCGGGUGGAUACAAGACGUUCGAAAGCAACUACGCCCGGUUUGCGGCGCAGGAGAUCCACAUGCGGCGGAGCAAAAACGGAUUCCUCCUACAAGCCGUGGCCGGCGGGUUUCACCGGAAGAGCCCCGAACAGUUAAAGGAGAUGGCGGAUCGAGUUGGGAGGGAGAGGAUUAUGGUUCUUCAUGGUACGGUGGAUGGGAUGAUUCCUGUGAGUCAUGGGAGGAAGUUAAUUGAGUAUUUGAAGCCUGGGGAAGGGUUGAUUAUUGAGGGACUGGGUCAUGCGCCGAUUCAUCAGAAGACGAGGUGGUUCAAUGAGUUGUUGGCGGAGAGGUGUGCGCGGGGUGAGAAGUUGAGUGGUCGAUAGCUAGGACCUAGUGUUAAUACGUGCAAUAUAAUUCUCUACUCGCC
Hypoxylon trugodes is the source of this 1193-nucleotide messenger RNA. RefSeq names its product alpha/beta-hydrolase. NCBI's taxonomy places the organism in Eukaryota, Fungi, Ascomycota, Sordariomycetes, Xylariales, Hypoxylaceae. The transcript has 3 exons. The coding region runs from base 133 to 1149 and encodes 338 amino acids. The record is from RefSeq and is a predicted model, not a curated record.